Contarinia nasturtii (swede midge) is the source of this 2006-nucleotide messenger RNA. RefSeq lists its product as uncharacterized. The coding region runs from base 576 to 1799 and encodes 407 amino acids. The transcript is spliced from 5 exons. The record is from RefSeq and is a predicted model, not a curated record. Gene Ontology annotation, cellular component: membrane. Lineage: Eukaryota; Metazoa; Arthropoda; Insecta; Diptera; Cecidomyiidae.
GCUCAUACUACUGCUGCAGCAGUACGAACCAACCAACCGAACGCAACGGUUCGAAUUGUGUGCGAGACUUUGUAUACACCGAGCACAUCUGUCUACAAGCAGUUCUACCAUGACAACUUACAUUGUACGAUAAGUAUUUUUCGGGUGUAAGAAGCAAAAACAACAUAUUCGUGGAUGAAACAACAACAACAAAAAAAAAAUAUUGUGUUCUUUCGACAAAAUUACAAUUAGUUGUUACAAAUAAUAUAAAUAAUAAAUAAAAAGAGUAUACACCAGUUUCGACAAGGAGAAAAGGAAAGCAGCAAUUCGAAUUGCGCUACGGUUAAAUGUGAUGCGCUAUUUUUAUUGAUUUUUCCAAUUUCCUACGUAAAUUGUGAACUGAAUACAGUGUGUGAGAGGGGAAGAGUGCUGUGUACGGCGGUGUCGUAUGAAGACGACGAAGAUAGAGAAAGAGUGCGCACGAUGUUUGAGUGAAAACGAGUGCAUAUACUUAUAUUUCAAGAUCUCUCUCUUCUCAUUCAUAUAUUAAUUCCAUAUGGUUUAAAUAAAUAAUAAUAAAUACACAAAAGAUUGAAAUGUUCAACACGCACGGCCUCAUUGCUGUCCUAAUUCUAGCUUUAAUUAAUGCAAAGACAGCCGUUACUAAAAAUGACAAUUACCCAGGUCUUCGUAAACCGCCUUCAAUAUCGUCCGGUUCACCAUAUGAUAAUGUUUUGUUGUUGAAAAACAGAAAUGAGCAUGCACGACGACGUUUUCAACAGCGUCAACAACAACAACAACAUUACUCAUUUCCAAACGAUGAACCAUUGACCGAUGAAGUGUCUGGUCCAGGAUUCACAUACAAAUUACCAAUACAAUAUCAACCAUAUACAAGCGAUGAUGAUGAAAUUCCAUUUGCCGUUGGGCCGAAUCAUCCAAAAUUUUACGAAAAAAUUGGCAACACAUUUGAUUCAAACAGCAAAUCAGAGCCAAUAUUUACGUAUAAAAAUAGAUUGGCCGCUGAAAGUGAUCCCAUUUACUUGACCAGUGACGGAUAUACAUCGAUCAAAGUGAAAGCACCAAUGAAUAUCAAUCCAAAAAUUAUACCAAGCGUUGAUUAUUCCGAUGAUGUUGACACCGAAAAUAAUUCUAAUGAUAUAUCAAAAUCAAAAGAUGUUUUCAUGCUUGACGACUUACGAAAAGCGCAACGGAAGGGACAAGGUAAAGCCAUCGCCAAUGAAUUGCAGCCCCCAAAUGAUGUUGCCAAAAAGCCAGUCGAUUUGAAUUCAGCAUGGGUUAUUGCCAUUAUUGCUGGUGUUAGUGCUGCAUUUACAGUUGGUUUACUUGGCAUUGGCAUAGGAUGGUAUACUUUGCAGAAGAAAGCAAAAGCCGCCGCAGAUGUUGAUUAUCCAGCUUAUGGAAUCACUGGUCCGAAUAAAGAUGUGUCACCAUCGUCUGGUGAUCGGCGAUUGGCACAAAGUGCACAAAUGUAUCAUUAUCAACAUCAAAAGAAUCAAAUAAUCGCAAUGGAGAAUCAAAAUAGCGGUGAACAAAAUGGUUCAUUGUCUGAUAUUGAAACUGAUGACGAAAAUGAAGAAGGCGAUUACACAGUUUAUGAAUGCCCUGGACUAGCACCAACCGGUGAUAUGGAAGUGAAAAAUCCACUAUUUUUGGAUGAUCCAACUCCAGUUAAGAAGAGCACAGCGACAAAACCGCAACCAUUACCACAACAAUCACAACAACAGCAACAAAAACAACAAACUAAACCCCAACAAUCAAAUGAUAAUCCAACAACUUCAGAUCCAGCCAUUAAAAAAUAGCUUUUCUAAGCCUAAUUUAUACAGGCCCAAAAUAUUUAUUUUCAAACAGCAAAAAAUACAAAACAAAAAAUAACUAUAUAUUUAUUAUAUUGUAUAUUAUGAAUUUGUCUCUAAACACUAAUGGACAUUAUAAAAACAACCAAAUAGAUCUUUUGAAUAAAAGGUAUUUAUUUGAAAAUAUUUAGUGUGAUAUGUGUGACGCAUAUA